AUGUCGCUUGCUCAUAGCGACUACUACCGCGUAUCGUCCGACGCUAUGGACAGGCUGACCGAGUUUCUCGAGGAUACUGGGGACGAGAUCGAUCUCCCAGAAUACGAUGUCGAGUACUCGAGCGGUGUGCUGACCCUGCGGCUGGGCGACAAGGGCACGUAUGUGAUCAACAAGCAGCCGCCCAACAAGCAGAUCUGGCUGUCGUCGCCAUUCAGCGGGCCUGAGCGGUACGAUUUCGAUGCCACAAGCGACGCAUGGUUCUGCCGACACAAGGACGAGAGCCUGGGCACCCUGCUCACACGGGAGCUGUCGGACGCCCUGGGCAUUGACAUAGAGCUUCCGAUUAAUUAG
Molecule: messenger RNA, 351 nt
Organism: Linderina pennispora
Lineage: Eukaryota; Fungi; Kickxellomycota; Kickxellomycetes; Kickxellales; Kickxellaceae
Product: Frataxin
Exons: 2
Coding region: 1-351 (116 amino acids)
Biological process (GO): iron incorporation into metallo-sulfur cluster; intracellular iron ion homeostasis
Cellular component (GO): mitochondrion
Molecular function (GO): 2 iron, 2 sulfur cluster binding; ferrous iron binding; iron chaperone activity
Source: RefSeq, a predicted model, not a curated record